This is a messenger RNA of Myxocyprinus asiaticus (Chinese sucker), 3050 nucleotides long. Its product is annotated as nuclear receptor subfamily 2 group F member 6-like. Gene Ontology annotation, molecular function: nuclear receptor activity; RNA polymerase II cis-regulatory region sequence-specific DNA binding; zinc ion binding. The coding region runs from base 340 to 1554 and encodes 404 amino acids. The transcript is spliced from 5 exons. NCBI's taxonomy places the organism in Eukaryota, Metazoa, Chordata, Actinopteri, Cypriniformes, Catostomidae. Gene Ontology annotation, biological process: anatomical structure development; negative regulation of transcription by RNA polymerase II; cell differentiation. The record is from RefSeq and is a predicted model, not a curated record.
CACCAGUCAGAGAGAGAGAGAGAGAGGGAGAGAGACAAGAGAACAGAGCAAGGCUUGUUGGCAAGUCACGGACACUCUCAGGUCAGCUGUAUCUCCUGACCGUCGGGUCUCAUGAUUUACUGAUGAAUGGAGAAAGGCAGGGGAUUUGAAGUAGUGGACAUCUAAAAGACCUUCAAGUCCGUUCCUGGAUAUGCUGAAGCCCCAGAGACCACACAGCUGGACAAACCAGCACUGAAGAAUCAAGCUUACUGUCUGCAGCUUAAACUGAUUCACUCUGGGGCAACUCUGAAUUCUCUUCACGGGAAGGUUUCUCCCACAGCUCUUACACAGUACACAGAGAUGGCUAUGGUGAGCGGGGGAUGGGCCAACCCCAACGGCAGCACUAAUGGACACAGUGAGAAGGGUUACCUGCGGGGGGAGGAGGAUGGCAGCUCGCCCCGGGCAGGGAACAGUGACGUGGAAGGUGGCGAGGAGGAAAAAGCCUGUGUGGUUGACUGUGUUGUGUGUGGGGACAAAUCUAGUGGGAAACACUAUGGCGUUUUCACCUGCGAAGGGUGUAAGAGUUUCUUUAAAAGGAGCAUCAGGCGUAAUCUUAACUACACAUGCAGAUCAAACCGUGAGUGUCAGAUCGACCAGCACCAUCGUAACCAGUGUCAAUACUGUCGUCUGAAGAAGUGCUUCAGGGUCGGUAUGAGGAAAGAAGCAGUCCAACGUGGACGUAUCCCUCCCUCCAAUACAGGCAUCAUUCCUGCCUCCAUGGUUGGAGCGGUUGGGGAGGGUGUUGGAGCUCCAGGCAUGAGUGCUGAUUUCUAUAAUGGUCAGCCUGUUUCUGAACUGAUCUCUCAGCUCCUAAGAGCAGACCCCUACCCCAGCAGCCGCUAUGGGGCCCAGUGCGGCCAGCAGCUCCCAGCGGCCAACAGCUCCGUCAUGGGCAUCGACAACAUCUGUGAGCUGGCAGCCCGGCUGCUCUUCAGUACUAUAGAGUGGGCCAGGAACAUUCCGUACUUCCCUGACCUGCCUGUGUCGGAGCAGGUGGCCCUUCUGAGGCUCAGCUGGAGCGAACUGUUCAUACUGAAUGCAGCUCAGUCUGCUCUGCCCCUUCAUACUGCCCCCCUGUUAGCAGCUGCUGGCUUUCACUCCUCCCCCAUGGCCGCUGAUCGUGUUGUGUCCUUCAUGGACCAGGUGCGGGUGUUCCAGGACCAGGUGGACAAACUGACAAGACUGCAGGUGGAUUCUGCCGAAUACAGCUGUCUGAAAGCCAUCGCCCUCUUCUCACCAGAUGCGUGUGGGCUGUCAGACCCAGCACACAUUGAGAGCCUGCAGGAGAAAGCUCAGGUGGCCCUCACCGAGUACGAGCGCAUGCAAUACCCGGGUCAGCCCCAGCGCUUCGGCCGACUCCUGCUCCGACUGCCCGCCCUGAGAGCUGUGCCUGCUAACCUCAUCUCUCAGCUCUUCUUUAUGCGGCUGGUUGGCAAGACGCCCAUUGAGACGCUUAUCCGAGACAUGCAGCUCUCAGGAAGCUCCAUCAGCUGGCCGUAUGUGCCCGGACAGUAGAUGAACAAUCAGAAGACUUGUUCUUAUGUCCCAUCUCAGGCCUUUUCACAUGAUUCCACAAUACAUGUGUGGAUAGAUGUUGGUCUUGUGUUUUGGUGCUUAUUGAUCAUGUAUAUAUAUCGCAUAACUAAAAAGAUGAUGCACGUCCCUAUGCAGUUUAUUUGAGCCACCCUGAUACAGGAUACCUCAAGUUUCAAUAAUUACUUAAGGACUCAUGCAGAAGUUCGAUGGCAUAUGUGAAACACAUUUGUCUUGAGGGAUGAUAUACUAAAGACUGAUUAUUAAGGUGUAAACAGGAAUAUCUCAGUGUGCUAAUACGAGACACUCAUCCAAAACUUUUAAGAAGAGUUAAUGAUACCUUCUUAUUGAGAGAGCAUAGUGAACUAUUUUAAAAGUAGUGUAGAUGUACAUUAAGAAUUUUUAUAAAGGAAUGUAAUUUUGAGUCCAAAAAGUUGGGAUAUAUACCAUAUACUUGAAAGAUCAGUGGUGAACUGUAUAUGGCUAUAUUCGGAAUGGAAUACUAGAAUAUUACUUAUUGUGUACUGCACAUAAUAUAAUGUUUUUUUUUUUUUUCAAAGUAUGUGAAACUAUACAAGAUGCAACCUUAAUUGUUUCAGCCAGUAGUGUGCUACAUUGUUGUAACUUGACCUACGUUACAUGUUUGAUUCUGCAGGUGGUGUCCAGUUAUAAUAUCAAAAAUAACAGUUAUAUCAAAUGAAACAGUUAUUCUGCAGUUUAUAGGCUAUUGAGGCUGCUAUUCUGGUUAAUUCACACUGGAGAUGGACGGUCAGGUCGAGUGCAUUGCAUUGUGUAGAUGCAAAUGUCAAAGAUAAUCCAGGUAAUAUUUGCAUUCUCUGCAUAGUAUACAUUAUAUAUAUUGCAGAUAUAGUACAAGUAGUAUGGUAGCAUACUGUUCUGAACAUAGCCCUUGUUUUGGAUUAUGUUGUUUAAAGGGAUAGUUCACCCAAGAAUGAAAAUCCUCUUAUCAUUUACUAUCCCUCAGGCCAUCCCAGAUGUGUAUGACUUUUUCUUCUGCAGACCAUAAACAAAGAUUUUCAGAAGAAUAUCUCCACUCUGUAGGUCCAUACAAUGCAAGUGAAUGGUGGCCAGAACUUUGAAGCUCCAAAAAGCAUAUAAAGGCAGCAAAAGUAAUCCAUACUAAUCCAGUGGUUUAAACCACGUCUUCUAAAGCGAUAUAACAGGUGUGGGUGAGAGAUCAAUAUUUGUCUUUUUUUUUCUUUUUUUUUUUUUACUAUAAAACUCCACUUUCACUUCCACAUUCUUCUUCUUUUGUUUUUUUGGUGAUUUGCAUUCUGCGUGCAGAUCGCCACAUACUGGUCGUUGCUGGUCAAAGGUGGAGAUUGAACUGUUCCUUUAAAUAGAUCUAUACACUCUGUUAUUGGAGGAAACGAAUGGUAGAGCGUUUCACAUUACUGACUGUGGAAAGUAUAAAAUAUUUUUGCAUAUUAAAAAUAAAAUUCAAUGAUAAAUAAAAA